AAUAAACUACUAUUGUUUCUCGUAUCUACUUUUAUAUAACCAAUGCAUCAUCUGUGGUUCCUCUAUUUCACACAACAAUACAGCAAAAUGACCAGACGAAGUGGACGACUUCAAGCUAAAUCUGAAAAUGGAGCCACACAUACAGACAAGUUAGCAAAAAUCAAAAAGGAGCAAUGCAACAGAAAGAAAGCACUGACCAAAAGGCUUAAUGGUGAAACUCAGAAUCGAGGGGCCCAGGAUGCAGUGUGUAGAACUGAUGUCUUAAUGGAAAGCCCUAUGGAGGGGCUACAUGAGGAGUUUGAUCAACCUGGCUUAUCCCAGUGCCAUCAGCCAUCUCCUUUUCCUCGACUCAGUUGGGCUUGUUCAGAAGACGUGUGGGUGAAGAUGUUGAGUAAGGAGAUUAAGUACAAACACUGUAAUCACUGUAUAGAGAAGCAUCCCAGACUCCAGCCCAAGAUGAGAGCCGUACUACUUGACUGGCUGAUUGAGGUAUCAGAGGCUUAUGUGCUACACAGACAAACCUUCUACCUGGCACAGGACUUUUUUGACAGAUUCAUGCUCACCCAAGCUGACGUGGACAAAGAACGACUGCAGCUCAUUGGCAUUACAGCUCUUUUCAUCGCCUCCAAAAUUGAGGAAAUCUAUCCACCCAAAAUUACAGAACUGGCCUACGUCACGGACGGAGCAUGUCUAGAAGAGGAAAUCUUACAAAUGGAGCUCAUUAUGUUAAAAGCAUUAAAUUGGGAUCUAUAUCCUGAAACGAUUGUUUCAUGGAUGAAGCUCUACAUGCAGAUGGCCUCAGCCUAUGAUUUCACUAAUGUUCUGGUACCACAGUUUUCUCAGGAGACCUAUAUACAGAUUACACAGCUUUUAGAUUUGUGCAUCCUUGAUAUUAACUCACUGGGGUUUAAGUACGGAGUGCUGGCUGCAGCUGCCCUUUGCCACUUUGUAUCAUUUGACAUUGUACAAAAAGUAUCAGGACUAACAUGGGAGGCAGUGGAGAGCUGUGUGAACUGGAUGGCUCCCUUUGUAGAAACCAUGAUGAGUUACGAAGUUGCAAAGCUCAAACAUUUUAAUAAGGUUUCUUCAGACGACAGACACAAUAUUCAGACCCAUAUCAACUACCUCUCCAUGCUGCAAGAAGCACAACAAAAAAGCAGUAUUCACAUGAACAGCAUCUUUCCAACACCACCCAGCAGUGCAGAAAAAUCCAGCACAUACUGAAGAAACAGAACAGAAACUCGCUGCCCCGUCCAGCUACUGCUUCUCCCCUCAAAAAAAAAGCUAAGAGCUAAUGUAGCAGAAAUAGACUCUCCGAGUACAGGGAGUUAGGAGACUAAUGUAUCUGUUGUAAAAUGUUAGUAGUAAACAGAGUAUGAACUGUAUUGCAUUUACCCCAAAACAGACAGUACUUAACUGGCAUGCCUGAAAUACACUGUAUGGCCAAAAAAAUUUGGACACCCCUCCUAAUCAUUGAGUUCAUGUGUUACAACCACACCCACUGCUAACAUGAUUAAAAUCAUGUUAUGGGAAGCUUUGGGAAGGCUUUCAGCUUUUCUUUAUACAUGCUCAAGACUAAAUGGGCACAAAUUGUCACAGACACAAAUUGUGUUAGAAGCCUUUACAGUAGAAUAGAGGCAGCUUCAGCCACCAAGAUUGGGUAGGCUCCAUAUUAAUGCUUAUUGUUUUAGAAUAGGAUUUCCUACAAGUCAUGGUCAGGUGUCUACAUACUUUUGGCCAUAUACUGUGGAAGGAAGGCAUGUCCUCAGGGAUACUUUUUUUGUUAGUUUACUAGGAAAUGUUCUGAUUGCUUGGUUUACUGUAUAACUGUAAAAAAGCAGUGGUAGCUCAGUGGUUAAAGUACUAGAGUAGUGAUCAGAUGAUUGCUGGUUUAAACAACACUACCAAUUUGCCACUGAGAAAGCUAAAUGAAGAAGGUGUUACUUCUAAACCUUGGUCAAUUUUGCAUCACUUGACUAAAUUUUAAAAAG
Messenger RNA from Trichomycterus rosablanca, 1991 nucleotides. RefSeq names its product G1/S-specific cyclin-E2-like. Gene Ontology annotation, molecular function: cyclin-dependent protein serine/threonine kinase regulator activity. The record is from RefSeq and is a predicted model, not a curated record. NCBI's taxonomy places the organism in Eukaryota, Metazoa, Chordata, Actinopteri, Siluriformes, Trichomycteridae. Gene Ontology annotation, cellular component: nucleus; cyclin E1-CDK2 complex; cytoplasm. Gene Ontology annotation, biological process: G1/S transition of mitotic cell cycle; regulation of cyclin-dependent protein serine/threonine kinase activity. The transcript has 12 exons. Bases 43 to 1224 code for a protein of 393 amino acids.